CCACUGCCCUGUGCACCCACCUGCCUCGCUCCCGUCAACCUCACUGUUGGCUCUCUGCAGUAUUUCUGGACGGAAUCGCACCUGAGGAGGAAUAAUGGGGAGCCACUGCUCCAGCCUGGAUGAUAUCAUGGAGGAGGACAUGCACCACUGGUACACUAAAUUCAUGAGGGAGUCUCCUUCAGGGCUCAUCACGCUCUUUGAGCUCAAGACUAUGCUUGAAAUGAACGGUAUGACAGAUGAGGCCAGCAGCUACGUGGACCAGGUCUUCUUCACCUUUGACAUGGACGGGGACGGCUAUAUAGACUUUGUCGAAUACAUCGCAGCUAUCAGUUUACUACUGAAAGGAGAAAUCAACCAGAAACUAAAGUGGUACUUUAAGCUCUUCGAUCAAGAUGGAAAUGGGAAAAUCGACAAAGAGGAACUUGAGACUAUAUUUAAGGCUAUUCAAGAUAUCACCAGAAUUUACGACAUACCCCCGGAAGAGAUUGUGACUCUCAUAUAUGAGAAGAUUGAUGUGCACGGAGAAGGUGAGCUGACGCUGGAGGAGUUUAUCAGUGGAUCUCAAGAGCAUCCCGACAUCAUGGACAUGCUCACCAAGAUGAUGGAUCUUACCCACGUCCUGGAAAUCAUUAUCAAAGGUCUACAGAAGAAACCUGUGGAAUGAAUCAGUGAUCAACAAGCUGGACUAUGUGGAGAGUCGGUAUCAUUUUUGUGUGGAUUUUCAGAAAGCAGCGGUGUUGAGGAAAGAAAGAGUGACUGAUGAAGAGCAAAGUCCCAUCUCGCACCACACAGAAUGAACUGAAUGAACUGACUGAGCUGUCCCAUACAGAUGUGAUCUGUGGGUGUGUGUGUGUGUGUGUGUGUCACCCGAGGGAAGAGGAGAACGUGUCCUCCUCCCUCUGCUUGCGCUCUCACAUGUGUCACUCCUGUUUUGUUAAAGCUUACAACAUUUGAACAGGUGAUGAGUUUGGAGAAUCUCAGUGAACGGAGGCCGUCUGACUUUCAGGCACAAUGUGAAAAGCAGAGUUGGUUUCUUACUAAGAGUUAUAAUGCAUAAAUUGUUCUUAUAAUUAAUUCAUAAUUUGGAAUCUGACUAACAUUUAAAUUGCUGUCAGUUAAAGUGCAAAACUCUUUCUUACAGAACCUCAUUACUGAAAGCACUAUGGCCACUUCCUGUGCCAUCUGUGCCCUAAUUACAGUAUUUGGGUGUUAGUCUGUUGAAAGAAUUUGCCUAAAACAGUGACUGUAAGUAUUUUGAUUACAUGUACAUUUUCCACCUGAGGCCAUGUACACAAGUUCAUAGGUGUUUUUUAAAACAAAGCUUUUUCUACGCGUUUUGGCCUUAUGUGCACACGUGAACGUCAUUUCAGGUAACUGAAAAUUGAGUUUCUGGAAAACACCUGCCUGGGUGCACAUGUUCAGAAACACCAUUUUCAGUGUUUAUGAGAAGACAGAAUUUUUUUCUUGAUUGGCCAGCGCAGCCGUAUGGCAGAGGUUAUAUCGCCACCUGUUGCUCUGGCGUGUGCUUGACAGCCUGCAUUUGAAUUUUCAGACUUUUUCCAGAGACGGAAAAAAAAUGCAUUUUUAAAAAUACCUGUGUACGUAUGGACUAGGUCUAAGUCAAUUACAUAAGUUCAACGUAAAGAGUUACAUUCAAUGUUUUUUUUUCUAUCAAGUUGAGUCACUGUGUAUACAUUUAAUAAC
Molecule: messenger RNA, 1704 nt
Organism: Acanthopagrus latus (yellowfin seabream)
Lineage: Eukaryota; Metazoa; Chordata; Actinopteri; Spariformes; Sparidae
Gene: guca1c
Product: guanylate cyclase activator 1C
Exons: 4
Coding region: 95-664 (189 amino acids)
Molecular function (GO): calcium sensitive guanylate cyclase activator activity; calcium ion binding
Source: RefSeq, a predicted model, not a curated record